GUUCGAACUCUUCUCUGAAUUUUAACUUUCUGUGUGAACAGAGGGCGACCUGGUCGCCCUCGGAAACAGACACCAGUUUCAGUAGAAGCGCCAUCGAUGGCAACGAAAGAAACUCCAGCAGUUUCACUGCCUCCUGUGCCACCAUUGGGCUCGAGCGAAGAUGCGCCUCUACUGAUUACAGAUGAAGAACAAAGAGAGACAAAGAUAAAUCUGCAUCCAUUAUCAAUGCUAAAUCCACCCCCAAAUCCGGGUCUUUGGAGUGAAUGUUCUUCCAACAUUCAUGAAGAAUCAAAGACCAUAAUCUCUCAUAUUAAGUCUGUUUUGGUGUUCCAACUCACCUCCGGAAGCAUAGAAAAUGUUGAAGACAUGGUUAAGUGCGCCAAUAAUGCCUUCUUCAGCUUGGAUAUUCUUGACGCGGAUUAUACGUCUUUCUACAAGGACGUCAAGAAUUUCAUUGCAUAUCACUUUGAUUUGCUCGCAACAAAGAGUCAGAGAGAGAUGCAAUCUUUUCCAGAGCCGAAGACAAGAUAUGAAGAUGCUAUAAGUUGUGCAAAGGGACAUAAAGAUGAGAUCUUUCGUAUUCAAGACGAUAUGGUGGCGAUUAUGAAAAAGAAGGAAACUUUUGAAAGGCAAAUGGUGGAGGCAAUGGAACUGAUUGGUAGGUUGAAACAAUGUGUGGAUGUUCUUAAACAGAAUGAAGAGGCGCUGAAACAUAAGAAACAAAAAUGCGUCGCAGAUCAUGUGGUUGCAAGCCUUAAGGUGCAAAACCUUCAUACUCAAGUGGAGGCAGCUAAAGAUGUACUUAGGGAAAUUGAACAGCGCGAAAAUCAGCUCUCAAUGGCAUUGAGUCUGCCACUCGUCGCCUGAAGUCCUUACAAUCUUGAUUUAAUCUUUAGAUACAGUGUACGCUCUUUAUCUGUUAGUGUACUUAUGGUGUUUAUCUUGAACUUAUUAGCAUACUGAAAUGUUAAUAUUAGCAGUUCAGUUUUUUGCUUUCUUUAA
Nicotiana attenuata is the source of this 1002-nucleotide messenger RNA. RefSeq lists its product as uncharacterized. The transcript has 2 exons. NCBI's taxonomy places the organism in Eukaryota, Viridiplantae, Streptophyta, Magnoliopsida, Solanales, Solanaceae. The coding region runs from base 97 to 867 and encodes 256 amino acids. The record is from RefSeq and is a predicted model, not a curated record.